Messenger RNA from Rhodotorula toruloides NP11, 651 nucleotides. RefSeq lists its product as uncharacterized. NCBI's taxonomy places the organism in Eukaryota, Fungi, Basidiomycota, Microbotryomycetes, Sporidiobolales, Sporidiobolaceae. The transcript has a single exon. The record is from RefSeq and is a predicted model, not a curated record. The coding region runs from base 1 to 651 and encodes 216 amino acids.
AUGGCACAGGCCACCGCGCAAGGAAUGUCGCUCGCACCGCUGUUCGCUCUCUCGCCCGCCUCACCCGACUCCACCACCUUCCUUGCGUCCCUCUCCUCGUCGUCCACACUGCCCGAGCCCGGAAUCAAGGCGUACCCAGACAUCGUCUACCUGAACUACUACGCUAUCGGACUGUCAGUCUCGCUCGAGCCGCGCGAGGGGUUCAAGCCGGGACGCGACUUGCGGUGGGAGCAGGUGUGCGACGAGGCGGGCAAGGGCAGGCUGGAAGUGACGGGCGUGGAUGUGUACAACCACACAGCGGUGGAUAAGAGCGACAAGCCGGUGCGACCCUCGAAGACGAGCCCGACGUACUCGCCCUUCCCCUCGUUCCCGCUCCUGAUUCCGCAUCCCUCGAAGCCCGACUCGCCGUUCUCUCUCACGUCUUCGACGACAGGCUCGGAACUCGUCUCUGCGUUCGGCGAACCGUCGCGGAAGGGAGGUGGAGCUAGCGGGACGUCGCUCGGCGUCUGGACAGAGUGGGAGGGAAAGGUCAUGGUCGAGUGGGCUAGCUCGGGAUUGGGCGCUUGGGAGAAGGGCGGAGACAGUCGCUGGAGGGUGCUGAGCUUGCUGAAGCCGCCGGCGGUGAAUGGUGAGGAAGCGAAGUCGAAUUGA